Messenger RNA from Gopherus flavomarginatus (Mexican gopher tortoise), 243 nucleotides. Its product is annotated as ovomucoid-like. Lineage: Eukaryota; Metazoa; Chordata; Testudines; Testudinidae. Gene Ontology annotation, molecular function: serine-type endopeptidase inhibitor activity; protein binding. Bases 1 to 243 code for a protein of 80 amino acids. The transcript has 4 exons. The record is from RefSeq and is a predicted model, not a curated record.
AUGAAGAUAACAGGGGCCGUCCUGCUCUUCUCUCUGGCGCUUUGCUGCUUCUACUCGGAUGCUGCUGGCCAGGCUGGUAAGGGUUUCUGCACUGAGUAUAAGAAGCCUCCAGGAAGCUGCACUGAGGAGUACAAACCUAUCUGUGGCACUGAUGGGAAAACAUACAGCAACAAAUGCUACUUUUGCAAAGCAGUCUAUGAAAACCUUGGAAGUCUUUGCUUUGCACAACAUGGAGAAUGCUGA